Molecule: messenger RNA, 1032 nt
Organism: Candida albicans SC5314
Lineage: Eukaryota; Fungi; Ascomycota; Pichiomycetes; Serinales; Debaryomycetaceae
Exons: 1
Coding region: 1-1032 (343 amino acids)
Biological process (GO): transcription initiation at RNA polymerase II promoter; RNA polymerase II preinitiation complex assembly
Cellular component (GO): transcription factor TFIID complex; nucleus
Molecular function (GO): transcription coactivator activity; protein heterodimerization activity
Source: RefSeq, a predicted model, not a curated record
AUGAUAUAUAAUCUUUAUAAUACUGUAGAAACUAGCUUGGAUGAUUUCUGGAAGCUUGUUGUUGCACGAUAUAAUAGUCUUGUCUAUCUUCUUGUGUCCAAAGUCGCGCUCACAAGAAAAUCUUUCACAAGAAUAAGGAUGUCAACAGAAAACGUGAGUAUUAGCAAUAAUUGUUGUUUGAGGUAUUUUGUUAGCAACAUGCUGUCUGCACCAGAACAAGAUACAACCAUUCCGCCAGGUACUGAGAGUCCGCACACAGAGCAUGUGGUUGAAAAUGAAUAUCAAGACGAUGAUUAUGUGAGUUUAGAUGAAGAAGAUGAAGAACUUAUAUGGAGGGUUUUUUUCCAAAAACUAGAAAAGCACAACAAGAAGAGCAACAACAAUGACUCUGAGCUGGACGAAUCUGAAGAAUCUGAAGACACUAGCGAGGAAGAGGAGGAGGAAACUGGGGAUGAGGAUUUUGACGAAGAUGAUUUAAGUGAUCUUUCGGAUAUUGACGACCCUGCUCUAGUGGCCACAUAUAAGGCUCUAAUGUCUGAGAAAGUCAACAAGAAUCUUGGCGAAGAAGAACAGAGAAGACUAUUGAUAUCCAAUUUUACUGACGAUCAAAUGGAGAGAUUUGAAGCCUAUAGACGUAUGACUGUGAAUAAGCCUGGUGUGAAGAAAAUAUGUAAUGGUAUAGUAGGCCACACAAUCCCGCAAAUAAUUGCAGUUGUUAUGGCAGGUGUUUCCAAACUGUUUCUUGGGGAAAUUAUCUCAAAAGCAUUUGAAAUACAGGAACGCAAUUCUAAAGGUAGACUUCUAAUGGACAUUGAAACAAAGAAGAAACAGAAGAGAGAGAUUAUCAGUAGUUUGCAAAGGGGAGAGGAAAUUGAAGUAGAUGAAAGAGCUUUGAAAUUUGAGGGAGAUGAGAUCCACCCAUUGCAACCAGAACAUAUACGUGAGGCAUGGAGACUAUACCAGCUUGAGAACAGUGUAUUUUCUGGAAGUCGGAAAAGAAAAAUGGGAGACGAUGGCCCUUUCUAUGUUUAA